CAGGGGCGACCCCGGAUGGAAAACGGGGGAAAGUGGCGCGCCGUCUCGUUUCCUCAGAGCGGGAGGCCGACGUCGCCGCUUCGGUGAAACCAGGAGGCUGUAACAAGCUCUUCAGCUAAUAUGGCUGAAGUAGAAGAGAGUGGAAAGCUAAAGAGAAAGUUGGAUGAAGAACCUGAUAGCAUAAGUAUCAAAUGCCUGCGUAGGGAUUCUCCUGUUGAAAAUGAUGAUAAAACUGCAAAUAAGGAUGGUGAAGAUCAAACAGGAGAUGGAAAUGCUCUUCAUCAUGAAACAGAAUCUGAAGAAGUUCCUAAAAAGAAAACACAUUCAGAAGAUGUAGCAGCGCAUUAUAAUAAGCUUGAAGAGGUUGGAUUGGAACAACGUAGCACGAGUCGCAUCUUCUAUCUCCGAAACUUUAACAAUUGGAUAAAGAGUGUGCUAAUUGGUGAAUUCCUUGAUAAGGUACGGCAAAGAAAACAAAACAUUACAGUGUUAGACUUGGGAUGUGGUAAAGGUGGGGACUUGCUGAAGUGGAGAAAAGGCCGAAUCAGUAAACUUGUAUGUACAGAUAUUGCUGGUGUAUCUGUACAACAGUGUGAACAGCGUUACCAAGAUAUGAGAAACCGUGGUCGCCAGAAUGAUAGAUUUUUCAGUGCAGAAUUUAUAACUGCGGAUAGCACCAAGGAACUUCUGUGUAAAAAAUACAGGGAUAGCAAUAUGUACUUUGACAUUUGCAGCUGUCAGUUUGUGUAUCAUUAUUCAUUUGAGACCUAUGAACAAGCGGAUAUGAUGCUUAAAAAUGCUUGUGAGCAACUUUCCCCUGGAGGAUACUUCAUUGGGACAACUCCAGAUAGUUACGAACUUGUAAAACGCCUUGAAUCUUCAGAAACAAAUUCAUUUGGGAAUGAAAUAUAUAAUGUAAAGUUUCAGAAAAAGGGAGAGUAUCCUUUGUUUGGUUGCAAAUAUGACUUCCACUUGGAAGGAGUGGUUGAUGUUCCAGAAUUCCUGGUUUAUUUUCCAUUGCUGGAAGACAUGGCAAAGAAGUAUAAAAUGAAACUAGUCUACAAAAAAACCUUUUGGGAAUUUUAUGAAGAAAAAGUGAAGAACAUGGAACAUAAAAUACUUCUGCAACAAAUGAAGGCAUUGGAGAAAUACCCCGCUGAUGAAGGUUCCAGAUUGGUCUCCCAAAUAAAAGAGGAUUAUGAGCAUGCAGAAAUGUUUAAGAAGGAUGGAAAAGCAAAACUACCUUUUGGAACAAUGAGUAAACUUGAAUGGGAAGCAACAAGUCUAUACUUGAUUUUUGCAUUUGAAAAACUUUAAAAGGAAAAAGAAAAUGAAAUACAGAUGACGUGAUCAAGCAUCCAAACUGACAGCUAUUUUAUAUUUUUAUGUUUAAGCGUGUACAGGAAACAACCAUAGGGCAUGCUUAUAUUUGAGUCAUGGCUGCCUGUCUGUGACAGAUGGAUUUUGUUGUUGUUGUUGUUUGUAUGUGAUGUAUAUACAGUAUAUGUGUUAUGCCUUUUACUUUUUGUGUGGUAUGGCUAGGUUCCUACUUUUAACGAAAGAUGAGUUUUCUGGAAUACUCAGGGUGUUUUCAGGUACAGAGUUGCCACAUUGACUCCUUAAAGCUGUAUCGUGACAGUUGUCACAGUACUGUAUGAAGAUCUGAUCAUAAUGUAAUAAUAUGAUAAUGUAACUGCUGCCAACUAAAAUGUUUAAGGAAUAAAGAAUUUAGUAAUUAUAUUGCUACAAAUUAUAGGACUACAAAUUACAUUGCCAAGGACUACAAGUCUACUUACUGUUACAAUUGUUGCAAAAUAAAUUUACAAGGCAUUAUCGCUUGAGAUCUGCUGCAAGAUGCUGCUGGGUUGUAUAAAGUUGUAGACUAGUAGAUUUGUAAGCACUGAAAUGUGAGUCUGGAUCCAGUAUUUGCUGCAAUCAGUAGAAAUGUUACCCUGUUUGAAACCUGUAGUAGUGGACAUUUUCUUUAGACAACUUUGUAAAGAGCUUACAUGAUUCAACAGCUCUUUCAUGUGUACGAGUUCUGUGUGUGUUGGGAUACCAGAACUUCAUUAUUAAUGGCUUGGAUUUUCUAUUUCACAGUGGAGUAUUUUCACUGUUAAAUUAAUUGUAGUUGGUAUGUAGGGUGGGUAAUAUUUGGAGAAAUACUACUGUGCUGUUUGUAUUCCUUAGAUUGUAAUUUCUUUUCAAAUAGGUAAUGAAAAUUAAAAACAUUUCUCUUCUUAUCA
Thamnophis elegans (Western terrestrial garter snake) is the source of this 2246-nucleotide messenger RNA. It is a transcript of the gene RNMT, whose product is annotated as RNA guanine-7 methyltransferase. Gene Ontology annotation, molecular function: mRNA 5'-cap (guanine-N7-)-methyltransferase activity. Gene Ontology annotation, cellular component: nucleus. Gene Ontology annotation, biological process: 7-methylguanosine mRNA capping. The coding region runs from base 121 to 1317 and encodes 398 amino acids. NCBI's taxonomy places the organism in Eukaryota, Metazoa, Chordata, Lepidosauria, Squamata, Natricidae. The record is from RefSeq and is a predicted model, not a curated record. The transcript has 11 exons.